UGUGAUGAAAUACCUGCUGAACUAAUGACUCGUCACUUUGUGUUUAGUGUUGGCUAGCAUGCUAGCAUCGGGGGAAAUUAUAAACCGUAUACCUGCUACACGUCUGCUCGAUAGCAUUUGUCAUUGUGAGUGUAUUAGCACUAUAACGUUGGCAUGUAGCGCCAACUACAACCUGACAUACUGCAGGUGAAAUAUUAAUGCGGAUGAACUGGAUAUAUAUAUAUAGCUGUGGAAAUGUCGUCCAAAACUUGCCACAAGACAUUAAAUAGUUUAAUGAUUUGUUCCAAAUAAAACAUUUGAAUACACAUGAGCAGCGCUGCGGUUUUAUAGGUCAAGUCAAUUGUGUACUUUCUGACGAAUUUGAAUGUGUUGCUUGAAGAUUUACAUGUGCUCCUUUAUAAGGGCCUGGAUGUAAAUAUGACCCGCCGCCUCUCAAAGUUACAGUUAACUGUAAAGAUGCAGAAAGCCAGUUGCAGUCUUCAAUGCCCUGCUUAAUUUGCAUAAAUGGGUCACGAGGCCACUCUGCUUUGCAUAGUGGGAAUAUUUCCUGUUUCCCUCAGAACAGGUUUGUGCUGUGGCCGAGGGAUAAGCAGACCUGAGAGAAGAGGCAACGGACACUUUUUCCUCAGUGACGAGAUGGACUCUUUUAAAGGGCCCUGCCCGCACCAGAGGGCUCCUGUUGAGACGGAUGAAAGCAUGACAUCCUCCAGUCUGGACUUGGCCUGGCCUCCCGCUUGCAAACAGUGUAGUUGCCAUUCAGAGACCAGCCCGCAGAAGCACAGCUAUGGUCAAGCCAGUGGGACAGCGUACAACGACAACCAGUGGAGACACCCUGGGGGCCAGCACCAGCAGGAUCCCAGAGCAGCCUCUCGCGGUGCCCCCCAACCUUGUUCUGUCACAUCUUCCUGUCCGGAACAGACAAACAGCCUCCUCCCUGCAGGUGGUUGGCCUCAUGGUCUCAGAGAGCAGUCCCUGGGGGACCACAGCAGGGGCAUCGCUGGCCCUUCAGACUGGCCCCAUGGUCUCUCUGUGCAGGAGGCAUUGGAGCCUCCUUACUCACUCAAGUCUGAAAUUAACUGCACCCACAAUAUCCCACCACAAUACCCAGCAGCCUGCAUGAAUGGCCCCAAUCCAAUCCAGGGGGGUCGUGUCCGACAGUGUGCAUGCUGCCCUCCAGCAAAUAUGCCACGUCACAAUGAUGAUUAUCAUUAUCAUUUUAAGCGCGACUACCCAGGGGAUACACGCGAGGAGCCUCACCGCUACCAACAGUCACGGAAUCCCCCCCACGGUAGGCUGCAACCUAAAUAUACUCCAAAUUCCCACUACGGCUCUACUGAGCGCGUAGGCCCUCCUCGAGAAGUGAUGCACGAGGUGGACGUGUACCGCUCCCUGCAGGCCGGUCCGGGGCCGGCCACGAAGGAGAUCCGGAGGGUAAUCAGCCUGUCUGAGGAGUACAGGAAUGUUUUCAUCACGUAUUCAGUGGACACGGCCGAAGAAAUCCUUCCUUUCACCAAAUUUCUGACUGAUCAGGGGUUCAACCCAGCAAUCGACAUCUUUGACAAUCCGAUCCGAAGGAUGGGCAUCAACAAAUGGAUGGACAGCUUUUUGAAUGACAAAUCGGUCCUCAUCAUCGUGGUCAUCAGCCCCAAGUACAGGGAGGACGUGGAGGGAGAUGGAGACGAAGAGCACGGCCUGCACACCAAGUAUAUUCACAAUCAGAUCCAACAUGAGUUCAUCCAACAAGGCUGCCUGAACUUCAGACUGGUACCCGUGUUGUUUCCUAAUGCAUUCAAGAGACACGUUCCCACCUGGCUCCAGAGCACCAGGAUCUACCACUGGCCCCGGGACACCCAGGACCUGCUGCUGCGCCUGCUCAGGGAGGAGCGCUACAUCAUCCCACAGCGGGGGCCGGACAUCAUCCUCACCGUUCGGCCCCUCUGAGAACAUCUCAUAAAAGGACAGACGCGCACACACACACAAAAGUACAUUGUUCAUUGCGCCGGAGCUUUGAGGAGCUGCUUGUUGUGUGUUUUCAUUUUGGAUUUUGUUUCAAAUCCCACUUUUAUACUCUGAAUACCGAUCAAUCGGGUUUCGCAUUUUUAACAUAUCACUUUACAAAAGUUCCCUAUUUAUUUCCAACAAGACUCUGUGGGUUUGUCACUCAUGCAUCCGUACAGCUUGAAGGAGACAUCUUGAAUUACAGCGGCCAUGCUCAAAGACAAAUCUGUCUCAAAAUGAAAAAUGAAAAGCAGGAAAAAAAACAUUCUGUAAUAUUUUUUUGUUGAAAUUCUUAAAUCCCGACGGCAAUUAGUUAAAUUAAAAUCCUCCGACAAGAAAUCCUGAAAAACAACUCUCGCCAGAUCUCACGUCUUUUGGAGCUCGUUCGCUGCAUUCGUUGAAAAAGAGUGAGCAACAUUCCCAACAACCCUUUCGUUUUGCAAGGCCACUUUAAAAUGUCAUUUCAAAAUCAUCAUUACAAGCUUAUCGAUUGAAUGAUCUUCUUUGUGUUUUAUUGUUUUAUUAUUUGAGCAGAAUAAUGCAGAAUAUAGUAUAACAAUAUGAUUUACCAUUAUUUAUAUUUGUUUAAAAUGUUUUUUUUCUUGUUCAAGAAAUCAGAAUAAACACUGUAAAAAGCCUCUUAUUAUUCCAGCGGCAUACUACUCUUGUAUUUCUUAAACCUCCAUCUCUCACCAGAAGGGGGCAGCAUAUGCCAAAUAAUAACUCCCUGCCAUGGUUACCACUGCAUAGACACUUCCAACCAACAUCCCAUUAGGUUAUUGACAUUCUGUUUUCAUGUUACUUUGAAAUAAAUACCUUUUUGUUUUAACUAG
Molecule: messenger RNA, 2831 nt
Organism: Pseudoliparis swirei
Lineage: Eukaryota; Metazoa; Chordata; Actinopteri; Perciformes; Liparidae
Product: E3 ubiquitin ligase TRAF3IP2-like
Exons: 10
Coding region: 505-1941 (478 amino acids)
Biological process (GO): positive regulation of canonical NF-kappaB signal transduction; humoral immune response
Source: RefSeq, a predicted model, not a curated record